AUGGAUGGCAAUAGGGCAUUGGCUGGGGAGUUCAUCAGGAUCAUCAUGGAUAAACAGAGCAUGUCAAUGCCGGUGAGAAAGCAGAGCAUUAGAGACAGUCUUGGAAUUACACAAAAAGAAAUGCGUAUAGUUGUGGGGGAAGCAGAAGCACAUCUCCAGAAGUUGGGGCUUGAAAUCGUAGGGAUUGCCAAGGGCAUGCUUGUAAGUACUGAGAAUGCAGAAAAGUUCUUUGUUAGACGGCUAAAACCUUCAGGAAUGCUGCCAAGGAUUCCAAUAGAGGAUUUCAGGAAAACAGUUGUGAUUUUUGCAUUUGUUAUUCUUGAGCAUUCAUGCGUUGAAGAAAGGAGGUUGUGGCAUCUUGUAAGCAGGGCAGGCGUGAUGAGAAGCGGAGAGGAGUUUGCCCAGAUUAUCAGUUGGGCGAAGAAUCAUGGAUAUCUUUGCAUAUCGAAAGAAAAUGAACAGAGUGUCGUUACACUUGGAUGGAGAUACCACUGCGAGUUUUGUGGAUUUGAUCCUAAAGAAUGCCUAAAGGCCUUCGUGUCUGACACUGCGGAGUAA
Molecule: messenger RNA, 558 nt
Organism: Ordospora pajunii
Lineage: Eukaryota; Fungi; Microsporidia; Ordosporidae
Exons: 1
Coding region: 1-558 (185 amino acids)
Source: RefSeq, a predicted model, not a curated record